GGCCGUUCGAGGGCCCGCCCCCUCCCGGCGACGAUGGAGGAGGAGGAGGAGGAGGAGGUGCACGCGGAGGCGGUGGCCCGCUGGCAGUCCGGCUUGGCGCGUCUCGUCCGGGACCCACUCCUCUGCGACCUCCCUGCGCAGGUGACCCCCGAGGAGAUCGGCUCGCAGGUGGCGCUCGAGUACGGCCAGGCCAUGACGGUGCGCGUGCGCAGAGUCGACGCCCCCGAGGCGCCCCUGCCGGUGGUGGUGGUGCAGAACGCGAGCGUGCUGGAGCUGAAGAAGGCGGUCCGGCGCUUCGUGCAGCUGCGGCAGGAGCGCGAGGGCGGCGUGCGGCACAUCAGCUGGAGGUACGUCUGGCGGACCUACACCCUGACCUUCGGCGGAGAGAAGCUGGCGGACGACCGGAAGAAGCUGCGGGAGUACGGGAUUCGGAAUCGGGACGAAGUCAGCUUUGUGAAAAAGCUCCGGAAAUGACCCCCAGGCAAAUCCAGCCCCUCGAAGCCCAGGGGGCUCUUGCAAGAGACGGGCCCCUCGCCCUGCUGCCCCAGAGGGGUUUGCUUUCCCCAGCCUCUGCCCUGGGGGUUCCCAGGCAGGGGCUGACAGCUGUGGCUGACCUGGGUGGGUGGAGCUGGCAAAGCUCUUCAAGGUUAACAUUGCCUGACUGGAGAAGGGUCUCUACAGGAACCCUUUAAAAGCCAGCUCUGAAGGAGGGAGCAGAGAAGCCACUUCGGAUUUGCUUUGCUUCUGAGUAACCCCCAGAAUUGCUGCUCGCUUCUGCAUGCAUGGGAUUGGCUAACUUUGGAGAUACCUGCCUGUAAGGUGCAUUAAGCCUUUGCUGCCAACAGUGGUGGAGAAUCGAGGUUUAAAAAGCGCCAGGUCUUUUUCUGAACAUAAAAAUUUCAAUGUAACAGCCAGUGAGUAACAUUAAAGUACCUGAA
Candoia aspera is the source of this 938-nucleotide messenger RNA. It is a transcript of the gene SNRNP25, whose product is annotated as small nuclear ribonucleoprotein U11/U12 subunit 25. NCBI's taxonomy places the organism in Eukaryota, Metazoa, Chordata, Lepidosauria, Squamata, Candoiidae. The transcript is spliced from 5 exons. Gene Ontology annotation, cellular component: U12-type spliceosomal complex. The record is from RefSeq and is a predicted model, not a curated record. Gene Ontology annotation, biological process: mRNA splicing, via spliceosome. Bases 34 to 474 code for a protein of 146 amino acids. Gene Ontology annotation, molecular function: protein binding.